AUGGCCGCUAAUAAUCCAAACGUUACACGUGCAACCAAGGACCAGUAUACUGUGGUUCACUGGAUGAUCAAUGACCCCAAAGGUGGUUUCCAGGAGCACACGCUAGGCUCCAAAGGCGGCCCCCCGCAGUUCGUCAGCAUAAGCAAAAGUGACAUCGCAAAGAAUCCACAGCUCAAAGCUCUGGAUGAGAAAACGCUAAAGACAGCAACCAUUGAUCGUCAGGGGGUCAUCAACGUCGAUAUCGGCGGCAAAGAGGUGCCAUUUGUCAAUGUCCAAGCCCAAAUUGGCGAGAAGCCAAAUCGUCAUACGUACUCGCAUGUAAAUGUGGUGGCAGACAGGAAGGUUGGAACAGAGCUGAUCAGGAAGGCGAUGAAUGAGUCUUUGGAUAGUGCAGACAGUCGUUGGAUUGUGGAGGCUUCUUCAAACAAGUAUGUGAUCCAGGCUACUAGGCCAGCAUAA
Messenger RNA from Aspergillus lentulus, 459 nucleotides. RefSeq lists its product as uncharacterized. Lineage: Eukaryota; Fungi; Ascomycota; Eurotiomycetes; Eurotiales; Aspergillaceae. The record is from RefSeq and is a predicted model, not a curated record.